Molecule: messenger RNA, 2861 nt
Organism: Tachysurus vachellii
Lineage: Eukaryota; Metazoa; Chordata; Actinopteri; Siluriformes; Bagridae
Exons: 7
Coding region: 1-972 (323 amino acids)
Molecular function (GO): DNA binding
Source: RefSeq, a predicted model, not a curated record
AUGACAUUUCAGUCCUCCACACUGCAACGUGGAGAUGAUAAUCCUGUUUACGACACUGCACAAUCAAACGCUUGCGCACCUUUGCACCACGCGCGAACCGGCAGCGUACCGGCAGCGUACCGGCAGCACGGGACACAAGCGCCCACCGCUACUCUGAACUUCGCUCCUGAAAACUCUAAACAGGAGUAUCUUAUCGAGUGCCGCAGCAUCGGUGGCAAGAGGCCUACUAAUGGGUGGACGGUUGAAACAGCACACAUUUUGCAGUUGGCAGAAAAACUACAGACUCAUAGCUGCAAGAGCUGUUGUCCCCAAGAAGAACCUAACCACAGCCCAGUGGGGACUGCUUUAGAGGCACUUGAGGAGGAUAUCAGGGCCCUCAGGGAAGAGAAUGAAACACUGCAGGACCAGCAGAGUGUAGGAUCUUCUGCAGCCAGUAAAGAUCUUGAGACCCAGGUCAAGGCUUUACAUAAGGAGAACACCAGGCUGUGCAAAAUGGCAGUCAAAGAAAUUCCAUCACUCUUAGCAGCUGUGAGGACCCUCAGUUCGGACAAGAUCACAGAGAGCUCAAGCAAUGGUGAUGAAACCGAAUAUGAGGCUCUACCAUCACCUCCUCAACCCACAUCUCCCAAACCAACAUCAGUGCCACUAGAGAAUGAUGACUCCACCAGAGUGUUUGCCCAUUGUUGGGAGACUGCAGAAGCACAACCUACAGCGAAAGGAAUGGCCUGCACCCUCCUGCUGGGCCUGUUCAGCACUGAUGUCCUACUGAAGUCCAACCUGACGGGAGGGGUCAACAAGGUCGAUCCAUCUGCAGAGAUACGCCAGCCUCUGGACCCCAAGAAGCUUACAGCUUUACUCAAUGCAGUUGUUCAGCAACACCCAGGGGCGAAGAUUCCAGAUAUACAAACGGCCAUAAAAAUAAGGAUCUGUGAGUUAAGACACCAGGAGAAGAAAAAGUCAAUGGACAACUGAAGGACUGGCCAAGGCUGGCCAAUCAGAGUGGGUCUUGAUAAGUUAGCAUGCGGGAUCCAUAACACUGCACUAAAGGAUUGUCCUGUUUUUUCCACUGAGGGAUUAAGAUCUAUUAAGAUAUAUGUUCCUAUAUAAAUCUGAUUAUAUUAUCAUGUACAUUGAGGUAUAUUAUCACAUAUAAUUUUACAUAUAUAUUUACAUACAUAUACAAUGGCUCAAUAUAUAAUUUCAUAUAUUUUGGGACAUAUUUCAAUAUACAUAACAAUAUAUUAAAUAGUAUAUUAUGUAUUUAUUCAAUAUAUGAAAAUGGCAAUAAUUGCAGUAUUUUCCGAUAUAUAGCAAUAUAUCACUUACAUAUAUAAUAUAUUAUUAGUAAUAUUAUGAUAUAUUAUAGUAUAGAUAUAUUAUUAGUUAUAUUAUGAUAUAUAUGUAAAUGCCACAAUAUAUGGAGACACAUGAAAUAUAUUGUCACGUAAUAUAUUGAGAAAUAUAUUUUUGUUGCGUAAGGGAAUAAUGAUAAAAAGUUUUAAUGGUAAAGAAAAGCUCCUGAUGAUCACUGACUUUUAUUCAAGACUUCUGUAAAGUGGUUUCCUCACAUUAAGGUUACCCGUCUCCCCUGAUCCUCGCCCUUGCUUUAUGUUCAUUAAUGAAUUUAUUUUUGUCCUCGCUCUACAUGAUUUCAAUGCCAUAUGCUAAUGUUGCCCCAUCCUUUAGAUCACUGUUGCUUUCCUGAAGACUUUCAUGAAGGUUGUUGCUUUUGACAACAACAGCCGCCUCCUGUCAAAUUAGGCAUUUCCAAUUAGCGCCUUCACAUAAGUAAGAGGCAGAAGCAGAGCUGCUGAUCAGAGCCAUAUGUAAGGAUGAAUAUUCAUGAUUCUUACUGUGACUUUUUUCAGCUCAGUGAUCUGAUUCCAGCGUCCUCAUUAUGCUGAUCCUCUGUACAAAGAGAGACAAAGUUACACAGGAGAGGGAGGGACUCAGCUUUGGCCAAAAGUUGCAUUAUCUUAAAGUUGGUGGCAUCAAAUCAGCUGUGCAACAUCCAACCAUGCUGUGUGUGUUUAGAACAUUGGUACAGAACUUUAACUGAUACAGUAGGCAGUAGUUAUAAACUAGACAGUUUCUAACUACUUUACAUACUAAAUGUUCACAAUGACUCAUUACUAAUUAGUUACUAUAGUUCAUUAGUAUUAUACUAGAUAUUUUGAUGAGAACUUCACUUGGUGGUAAGGACAGACUCACUGAGACAAUAUGAGGAAGAAACCUUGAGAGGAACCGAAUUCAGAACCUCUUUCUUAUCUGGGUGACAAGGGAAAGUGGGAUUAAAAAUCAUUAAAAACAUGGAUAAUGGGAUUUAUAAAUCAUUAUAAACAUUGAGAAGGGGAUUAUAAAUUAUUAUAAACACCAGAAAGUGGGAUUAUAAAUCAUUAUAAACACUGAGAGUGGGAUUAUAAAUCAUUAUUAAUACUGAGAGUGGAUUUAUAAAUCAUUAUUAAUACUGAGAAUGGGUUUUUAAAUAAUUAUAAACACUGAGAGUGGCUUUAUAAAUCAUUAUAAACGAAGAGAGUGGGAUUAUAAAUCAUUAUAAAUACUAAGAGUGGGAUUAUAUAUUGUUAUAAACACUGAGAGUGGGAUUAUAAAUGAUUAUGAACACAGAGUGGGUUUUUAAAUCAUUAUAAACACUGAGAGAGGGAUUAUAAAUGAUUAUGAAUACAGAGUGAGACUAUGAAUCAUUCUAAACACAGAAGAGUGUAACUAUUUGUCCUUAUGAUGUGAUCCUUAGUCAGUGACCUAGUGAGCCAGUGAUGAUGUAUUAAUUGAUAGAAACUUCAAAGCAUUGUUAUACAAACGUUGUUUUGUAUGAACUAUUUAUAAGGUAUACAACUAAAAGA